This is a messenger RNA of Ziziphus jujuba (common jujube), 1323 nucleotides long. Its product is annotated as stemmadenine O-acetyltransferase. The record is from RefSeq and is a predicted model, not a curated record. The transcript has a single exon. The coding region runs from base 1 to 1323 and encodes 440 amino acids. Lineage: Eukaryota; Viridiplantae; Streptophyta; Magnoliopsida; Rosales; Rhamnaceae.
AUGGAAGGAGAUGAGAUAGUUAGUAGAGAAACCAUAAAACCAUUCUCUCAAACAAUUGGUGAUCACCCAAAAGGCUUCAAGCUCUGUCAGUUCGAUCAAAUGGCUCUUCCAGUUUAUAUUCCUGUUGUUCUUUUUUACAACAAAAUUGACAUCGCUGCUGAUCAGGUAAAGCAGCGGCUGAAGAAAUCAUUGUCAGAAGCCUUAACUGUCUUCUACCCUUUUGCCGGAAGAAUCGAAAGUGAUAAUACCUCCAUCAAAUUUGAUGAGGAGCAUGACUAUGGAGCCCAUUAUAUUGAAGCUCGAUUCGAUAGCCCUCUCUCAACCUUUCUUCACCAACCUGAUGUAGAAGUACUAAGACAAUUCCUCCCAAUUGAGGUUGAAUCUCCAAAAGCAACCACGACACCUCUAUUGCUUGUUCAACUUGGUUUCUUCCCAUGUGGUGGAAUGGCAAUAGGUUUGUGCAUGUCACAUAAGCUAGCAGAUUUGGUUACUCUGUGUACAUUCAUUAGGGUUUGGACAUCCAUGGCUCUUGGUCAUGCUCAUACACAACUUCCAAUUGUUGAUUUCGAAACAGCUUCGUCCCACUUUCCCCCAACAGAUCAUGCCACAGUUCCCGAGCCUCCUCCCAUGGCAUUGAAUUGGCCGGCCAAGUGUGUUACAAAAAGGUUUGUGUUUGAUGGAUUAAACAUUGCAGCUCUUAAGGCCGAAGCAGUUAGUGAAACGGUGCAGCGACCUUCGCGAGUCGAAGUCGUUUCGGCCCUCCUUUGGAGAUGUGCAAGCAGAUCAUCGCUUUCGAAGCACUCUAUAAUGGUCCAAUUUGUUAACAUAAGAAAGAGAGUUGAAUCACCCUCUUUGGAAAACACGAUGGGAAAUCUUGUGCACUACUUUGGCACAGACAUAGAAGGUAUAGAUAAAAUGGAGUUGAAAGAAGUGGUGGCUAGACUUAGGAAACGAAUCGUAGAAGCCGGUGAUAAUUUGACGAAAGCACUUGGAAUGGGUACGCCAUUGGAAAUGAUUGAUGAUGAGUACAAGAAAGAGAUGAGAAACAAAUAUGGAUCAAAACUGCUAGAUAUAAAGUUGUAUCUUUGCAGCAGUUGGUGCAAUCUUCGUUUAUAUGAUCAUGCUGAUUUUGGUUGGGGAAAGCCAAUCUAUUUGUUUACUGCUGGAAGUUCCAAAAAAAACUUUUUCAGGUUGAUGGACACUAAAGAUGGUGAUGGGGUUGAGGCUUGGGUGAGCCUGAGUGAAGAUGAAAUGGCAUUGUUAGAACGUGACCCUGAGCUUCUCAAAUUUGCAUCUUUCAAUCCAAGUGCUUUAGAGUCCUAA